Molecule: messenger RNA, 2832 nt
Organism: Python bivittatus (Burmese python)
Lineage: Eukaryota; Metazoa; Chordata; Lepidosauria; Squamata; Pythonidae
Source: RefSeq, a predicted model, not a curated record
AGCAAUAGAGAGAAGGGUAGCGGGCCGGAAACAACCGUUGCCGACCAGAAAACGGAUGCGGAAGUGAGUGGGUUCCGGAGCUGGGACAUGGAGUCCGGGCAGCAGCCGGUGUGGCGCAGCCUGGGGCUGCUUGGACGAGGCGCGGACACUCCCGGGCUGGGUCCGGGCAACUGUGAGAGGAGGCUGUUGUGGGCCGCUUCGUUGCUAUGCGUCUUGCUGGAUCUACAGUUGCCAGGUUUGUUGGCUGCCGGGCAAGCUGAGAUUGAUAACCAUCUGGAAAUGGGUCGGAAGCUACUAGCUGCUGGGCAGCUGGCUGAAGCCCUCUCACACUACCAUUCGGCAGUGGAAAUUGAUCCGAAAAAUUACCUUACCUAUUACAAACGGGCCACCAUUUACCUGGCUAUGGGCAAGUUUAAAUCCGCACUGCCAGAUCUCUCCAAAGCUAUUGAACUCAAGCCGGAUUUCCUGGUUGCCCGGCUUCAGCGAGGCAACAUCCUUCUGAAACAAGGGUACACCCAGGAGGCGAAACAAGACUUUGAAGCCGUGCUCAAGAGCAAUCCUGAUGAUGCAGAAGCCCAGAACCAGCUGUCAAGGGUCACGGAGCAAGAAUUUUCCAUGCAAGAAGCUCGGACUGCCUUUCAGAAAAAAAACUAUCUGGGAGCGGUCAGUUUUCUGGAUCGAGUAAUUGAGAUCUCCCCUUGGGAUCCAGAAGCCAAAGAGCUGCGCUCCGAGUGCUACCUCCAUCUGGGUGACUACAAUAAGGCAAUCAUGGACUUGAAACCCACCACCAAGCUGCGGAAUGACAACAGGGCUGCUUUCCUUAAGCUCAGCAAGCUCUAUUACAACUUGGGAGAACACGAGGAGUCCUUAACCCAAGUGCGGGAAUGCUUGAAGCUGGACCAGGAUGACAAGGACUGUUUUUCCCACUACAAGCAAGUGAAGAAGCUCGCCAAGCAGCUGGAAUCUGCUGAGGAGCAUGUCAAAGCUCAGAGGUACGCAGAUGCCAUUGAGAAGUAUAAAGCGACCAUGAAGACAGAGCCCAACGUAGAGAUCUACACCAUUAAGGCGAAAGGACGGAUCUGCCACUGCUUAUCCAAGAGCAAACGGAUUGUGGAAGCGAUAGAUCUCUGCAGCGAAGCUCAUCAGCUUGAUCCCAGAAAUAUAUUCAUCCUGCGUGACAGAGCAGAGGCCUUCAUCCUGAACGAGGAAUUUGAGAAAGCCAUUGAAGAUUAUCAAGAAGCAAAAGAGUUUGAUGGUGAAAAUGAGGAAUUAAAAGAGGGGCUAGAGAGGGUGCAGAAACUGCUGAAACAGUCCAAGAAGCGGAACUAUUACAAAAUCCUUGGAAUUCAGAGGAAUGCCAACAAGCAGGAGAUCAUCAAAGCGUACCGAAAGCUGGCUCAGCAGUGGCACCCCGACAAUUUCCAGUCUGAAGAUGAGAAAAAGGAAGCCGAGAAAAAAUUCAUCGACAUUGCAGCCGCUAAAGAGGUCCUGACAGAUCCAGAAAUGCGACAGAAAUUUGACUCUGGUGAGGAUCCUUUGGACCCUGAGAAUCAGCAAGGAGGGUCAGGACAUCAGCACCAGUGGGCGUCCGAAUUUAACCCCUUCGGCUCUGGGAACUUUCACUUUAAGUUUCACUUUAAUUAACCUGCCUGAAGAGGAAGGCAACACCUUGGCCAGUGAGUUGAUGCACAAAGAUGACAAAAACAACUCCUACGCAAUGGAGGGGGGGUUAGUUUCCCUAUUUAUAUUCAAGUAUCCCUUUCCAGAUGACCAGAUGUUUAUUGCUCAAGACCACCCAGGACCUCAAGGAAGAUGGUGACCUCCUGCUUCUAGUUGUGAUUCCCAAGAAACAGUGGCUGGGAGAGGGGAUUUACGAUGCAUGCAGAGCCUUAAACCCAUCUCUGAAUCCUGCCUUUCCUAGGGACUUUUAAAAAGUUAGGUCGAGCUUAAUUAUGCAGUCCAUCCGAGCAUCUCUCAAGUUCUCCUUUGCACCUGCAAGACCUGGGAAGCGAUUCCAGCCCAGCUAUUCACAACCCUUUGCCAAGGGAACAAUUCGUUUUUAAAUCCAAGAAAGGUGAAGGUGCCCUUUUCUUUUCUUUUCUUUUCUUUUCUUUUCUUUUCUUUUCUUUUCUUUCUUUUUGCUUUAAAGGAAAGCAUGUCACUUGAGCUCACCUUCCCGAGGAAAGCUUGGCCGAACAUGUUGACGUGUGAGUAAUGCCAUGCGUGGGAUGGUGUCAGUAACUGAUGCGGAUGGGGAAAAGAAUCCCAGCCGAGUCCUGCGAAGAAUUUUGUUAUUGCAUCAUCUCUUCCUUGGUAGGGAGGAGUUGGGGAAUAAACUUUUGGGCAAGGCUGUUCAACCUUCAAAAGGCAGGGAGAAAGCCCCUGUGUCAGACUAGAAAAGAAAAAAGGUUGGUUUUGUUGCUUUGAGCAUUUCUGGAUGGGAUUCUUUACUGGUGGAUUUUGGUGUUGCACCUUGACUGCUCCUUCUUUCAAGAUAUGUGGAAGGACAUACCCAAGGACAGUAUGGAUUUGGGGACAGAAGUUGAUACCUUUCACCACUCCAUGAAAUUCCCCUUUGUACCGGAAUUUAAUAUUUUUCAGGCAUAAUCCGUAGGCCGACAACUCUACCACUGAACGUGAACGUCCUCAUUUUCUACAGCCAGUUAAAAUUAAAUUCCUUCUCCUCCCCCUCCAUUUCUAUCUAGUACAGUCAUUACAUAAAACCUGGUCUGCUUCAGUUGUUAUCAGAGGCCAAGGAAAAAAGAUUAAGGAGAGGUAUUAAUUUCCGUCUUUACCGAAAGUGUCAAGAUUAAAAGUUUCUUACUGCCGAAA